AGGCGAAACUCAGAGCUGCACAUUUUCCACUUGCAAUGCGCAUGCUCGGCAGAGGCGGUAGCAGUCAGUGUAGCGGUGACUCGGUUAGUGUAGUUUCAGUGUACGGUACCGGACUCAGACAUGGACUGUCAAUGUUAGCCGGGGUGUGUUCGCUUACGUUGGACCGGGCAGUAGACUUCGUUUGUAACGUCGCAGUAGCUUCAAAGAAUCGAACGACAUGAGCGUUGCAGGUGCGGAGUGGAGCUCCGGGUCCGGUGACAGCUGUCAGCUGCCUCUUAAUAACGGACCCCUGACCCACAGCUUCAGGAUGCGUUUCAUGCUGCUGUUCAGCCGGCAGGGGAAGCUGCGGCUGCAGAAGUGGUACACAGCCACAGCCGAGCGCGACAAGAAGAAGAUGGUCAGGGAGCUGAUGCAGAUAGUGCUCGCCCGCAAACCAAAGAUGUGCAGCUUUCUAGAAUGGAGGGACCUCAAGAUUGUAUAUAAAAGGUAUGCCAGCCUGUAUUUCUGUUGUGCAAUUGAAGAGCAGGACAAUGAGCUGAUCACACUGGAAGUCAUACACCGCUUUGUAGAGCUGCUGGAUAAGUACUUUGGCAGUGUGUGUGAACUAGACAUCAUCUUUAACUUUGAGAAGGCCUACUUCAUACUAGAUGAGUUCCUGAUGGGAGGAGAGAUCCAGGACACAUCUAAGAAAAGCGUCCUCAAGGCCAUUGAACAAGCAGACCUACUGCAGGAGGAGGAUGAGUCACCCAGGAGUGUGUUGGAGGAGAUGGGCUUGGCGUAGUACUCAGCAGCGUUGUGAGAGACUAUAGAUACUAAGGCAGAGGGCUGGAUGAGAGGGGGCGGGACAGCAGCUGGGAUUGAACAUGUUUGGACUGACAGCAUUGGUUCUGUGUAUCUGUGGCUCUGGGGACUGAUGUACAGUAUUUAACUGGGGAAAGACACUCAGUUAAUGGAAGAUCCUUGCAUUGACAGGCCCUUUAGCUGUGUGUGUGUGUGUGUGUGUGUGUGUGUGUGUGUGUGUGUGUGUGUGUGUGCGUGUGUUUGUGUGUGUGUGUGUGAUCUCAGUGUGGUAUAGAGGAGAUGGGAUACAUUUAAACUUGUGUGGCUGUGGGGGGGUUGUGUGUUUAGAUUUUUAAACUUUGCUUAUCAGAGAAUUAAGACAAGAAUCCACAGCAGAUACUGACUGAUUCGUUCAUUCAGACCAAAUCAGGUGUUGCGCGGGGGCAGUGUUGUGCGGUAAUGUGGGCGGGUAGGAAAUAACUCUUUAUUUCUCUGAUUGAUUGGCUUUUUCAUACCACCAUUCAAAUGAAUGGGAAGAUGUGCGUUUUGGCUGCAGCAUUGGAUCUGGUCUGGCUGUUUUACUGUUGCUUUGAUGCAGAGUUUAGCAGUCACACCUCGCUGUGAGAGUUUCUGAAUACUGAAUGUGGCCUGAGACUUGAUUAAGGAUUUGAGUAAUCAGAAAACAAUAACUUGACAUCACUCUAAUGAUAAGUCUGAUGUUAUUCUAUAUUUUCUUUGUGUUUUCAACAAUUCUCAUGAAGACAAAAACUGACGCUCCUGUCUCUAUACUUUGUGACUUCCUUAGUCUGUCUAUGACUCUCAUCAAGUUCAUUCAUUCCUAUUGAAGACAGCUCAUAAAUAAAAAAGCUAAGUUUAUUAUUUUUUUAAAUUACUUUAUAAUUAGACAAACAGCUGUACAUUGUAGUUUUUUAAAAACUUUACUCAAACUGGAGAUUGGUAAUGAAGGAACAUUCACUCACUCACUCACUGCAACAGUUUAGCUUGUUGUUCUGUGUUAAUGUUUGUGUAUGGCAAUGGAGCUGUAUGUCCCAGAGGAAAAGAUGCAUCAGGACACAUUAAUUAUUGGUUUGACUUUAAGAUUUAGUGACAAUCUGUUGAAUAUAGAAUAUCACCAGACAUAAGAUUCUGAGUUGAUGCAACCUUUUCUGUAGCGUUUGCCAUUAUUCCUGUUGGUUAUGUACAUGAUAAUACACACAUGAAGACCACUCUUACACAUUUCCAGUUGUGACAACAAAAGCUAUGUUCACAUUGGGUAAAAGGUCAUGACUUAUAAUAGCAUGGUUUGUACAUGGCAGUCUGCCAGUGUAGAGGGAAAAAAUGAAAACUGAGUACCACUGAAAUGGGCUGGUAAUACAUAAUGGUGUAAAACUGCAUGAGCGCGCACACACACACACACACACACACACACACACACACACGAGAACCACUUUAAGUACUACAGUUAAAACUGCAGCAGGAAGUAGUUAUGAAAGAUGAAGUGAAGCUUUGAUGAUGCCCAUCACCUUCAUCCUCAUUCUCACUUCCAGUCUAGUUUGAAAUAUUAUUGUGGCUCUGACAGUUUGUGUUGUUGUCUCAUGUAUUAAACUCAUGUGGAAACUUUUUUUCAGAUCAAGUCAAAUGUUAUGAUAACCAACAGGAUUAACUACAAAGCCAGAGGUUAUAAGAAAACAUACUACUUUCUCAACGUGCUUGAACGACUAAACUUAAGGUGUUGUCAGUAUGUUAUUACAAUCAUUUGAGUUCUACUUUGAUGUUUAAGAGUUUCAGUUGGGUUUUCAGAGUUGUACUGUUUGGAAUUCUGUCCUGUAUCUGUAAUCUGACACGACGGACGUAGGGUGAUAAACUGCAUUGUGGAUUGUGAAUAAUGAACCAAAGACAUUGUUUACAUAUGAACCAUUCAUAUGUACUGUCAGUGAACUGAUGUACCAGAUGAGAUGGAAAUAUUGAGUCUGUCUUAUGCAAUUUAACAAAGUGCAACAGCAGUCACAUCCCACUUAGAUUUCUUCCAGACAGCAGAAAACAUAUGGAAUGAGAGUGAGCAAAGUUCAGUGUCAGUGUGGGAACUUGAUAUUGUUCUACUGUUAUGGCAAACUGGUUCAACAUGUUACAGCUGGAUUGAAAUUUCAAGGCAAUUAGAAUAAAUCAAAUUUUAGACAAGUAUAUCUCAUGGUCCCAUACAUAUUUAUACCAUCUUUUAUUUUUGACUAUGUGCUUGUUACUCAUGUUGGUGAUAUAAACUCGGUGUCAGUGUGAAAUUCCACCUCAAGCAGGAUGAGCAGCCAAUGCUAGAGGAUUGGAAGCCAUUAAAGACAAAGAGCGGAUCACAUAAAUGCUUCUCCUGUGAGUGCUGCUUGCAUUGUGUGAGUAAACUGUCAUUUCAUGUAAACAAAGUGCAUUUCCUAAACAGUAGUACAUCUUCAACCAGUUCUGAAUGUAUUCCUUAUGGGCAUAACAGUUUACCAGGGUUGUGGUGAGUCUAUGAAUCCAGUUCUGGGUCAAUAACUUGGUGUCUUUACACUAGCGUGGGCUGGUGUAAUAAAGGUUUCCGCUGGUCCGGGUUUGAUGGAAUUUUACUCAUUCUGGAUCCAGAAUUAAAUCUUUUCAUAUCCAUAACCCAAAUCAAACUUUAUUUUUUAUCAUCUGAAUUCUGGAAAAAAAAUGAUAAACAGAAACUAUUGAUCUGAUCUGAAUUGUAAAAGUUAACUGACUGAAAUUCCAACUCCAGAAAUUGAUGUGAGCAAGCUACAUGGUUCCAGAAAGAAUUCCCCACUUUGGUCCUGCACAACUGCAAAAACUGAAAAACACAAAAUAGAACUAGAUCCAAAUCAGAUCCAGCUAUCAGAACCCAACUCUCCGUGCACAUGCACUAGACUGAGGCCCUGUACAGCGCUACAUAAAUAUGAGAACUGUUACACCCAGGUUUAAGUCUAACGUUAGUGUGUAUACUAGCGUGUUCUUGCGUUAUGCAUGACAGAUUUAUGUCAUAAAAAUCUGAUGAUGUUAGCUAUGAACUUUUAGGGCUACGCUGUCACAUUUAGGGUGAAAAGCUCAUCAUUGAUCAUCAUAUAUAGAGAACCAGGUAAACCCUGGAGAAACAUUCAGGUAAAUAAAUGAUCUGAGGCAGUCUUCACUCAUGUCUGAUGAGGUUUUAAAAGAAAAAUGCUUUAUAGGAACUGCUUAGUUUUUUGGCCUUUUCAAGCUUUUAUUGUACAGAGACAGCUGACAGGAAUGUGGGGAGAUAAAGAUGGGCAAUGACAUGCAGCAAAGGGCCGCAAGUCGGAUUCGAAUUCUGGGCUGCUGCGGCAAGGACUGAGCCUUUGUACAUGGGGCGGAUGCUCUACCAACUGAACUAAACGACACCCAAACUGCUUAGUUUCAGCAAAGUUUCUUUCAGUCAAUCUAUCUGGAAUUCUAGUUGUCACGAUUUCCUGAUUAUUUCUUACUAAGUGACCAUGUAGUAGUUUUUUUUUCUAUGAACCGCCUGUAGACUGUUGUUUGAACUAGACUAUAUCUACAACAUCUUUCUGACUUGAUGUUACUAAUGGUACUUUGAUAAUAUAGGGUAUCGCUGGUAGUGCUUUCAUAAGAAUCUUCUAUCUGAAAUAGAAAUUGAUGAUAUGCUGUUUUAUUUCGCAUGGUUUGGAAAAUCAUUUAUUUUAAGCAAUCUCACAAUAUUACUUCCAAGUACCUUGUUUUCUGUUGCUUCUUUUAGUUUUGUUAAACCUUCUAAACUGGUGGUGAACAUCUUCCCUGCAUUGCCUCAAAUUGUAUGCAUGUUUUUCAUCAUAAGGGGAUAUCACUUGUAUCAUAUCCUCUCCAGAGGUCUGGACAAACCACCCUCUCAUAUCCAGUAGGAAAUUAAUUUUCUUGUUUUGUGUCAUCACAUUCCUUAAUCACAACCUUUGUUAGCUAUGAACAGCAGGGACGUGGUUGCUGGAAAAUGAUGGAUGGUAGAAGAUGUGGGUGAGGGAGCGUGGAUGCUGGUGUCUACAGGAGGAAUGUAGUUUUAGCUUGACUGUUUUUUUGUCUAUCCUGGGCUUGUGUUGCUCAAACAGCUGUUUCAGUUCAGCAGGAUAAGAAUGUCAUAGAAAGAUUUUUCUGUUAAUCUUAGAGUGAAAGUUUUUCAAGAUGUAGAGAUUAUGCUUAACACUGCAUGAGCAGUUAGGUUGAUGGGUCUCAGUUCAAACUGACUUCAAACUCUUUCCACUCUCUCCACCUGCAAAAUUUUGAAUGGGAAAAUCAUUCAGGACCAAAGUGGCCACAGAGAGAAAGAAGAGGAACGGGAGUAAGAAUGAUUGGAGUUAGAUGACCAAUCAAAUGCAGCUGCUGGCCAAGAGACAGCACAGCAGAAUGAAAAAGGCCCAGGCAUUCAGACACCUAGGUUGUCCCUUUCAUGACGAGGCGUUUUAAUGAAAGACAGACUCUGUGAGCUGGUUUCUCUCUUAAGAAGCUCUAAUCAAAUCGAAUGAAUCAGUACUAAAUCUACUAAAUCUUAAGAAAGGGUUCUCCACACACAGUUGUCAUUGUUUUAAUAUUUCCAAUUAAAGGUGUAGAGAAAACCUUAUUAACCCUUUGUCUACUUGACUACAUUUGGCUCUGGACACAUGACAAUGUAUCAGCCAUGUGUCUCACUGACUUCUGUCAGAAAUAAAUGGACUGGACCUCAUGUGACCUGGUGAUCAGGCUUGUUUAUUUGUACAGAUCGAAAACUUCUAUGUCAAUAUUAGACUGUUAAUGCAACACUACAUUUUUAAGAAGGUACUACAUCCUAAAGGACCUUUUCAGUAAGUGUACUUCCUAGAGAAACUAAGAAAAUGUAGAGGUCAGUGGCAGCAAUCGGCUGCAGGACAUUCAGCCUGAAACUAAAUGCAAGGUCACUUCAGUUGCAGCUCUGUUGUCUGUACACAGAAAUGACUAAUCUUUUGUUUUCCUCUGCUGAAGUCUGAAUGUUAGACCAUGUUCUAAGAGUAAGGGCUCGCUGUAUGGUCUGACUGUUUUCUACAAUUUGAGAAACAAUGAUAUACUGUAUCAGCAUGUAGUGGAGUAAAUGACAAAGAUGUACAUGUGGGGAAGAGAGGCUGAAAAUGUUGCUAAUGCAUGUGCAGUAAUCUGGGACAGCAUUAGAGACACAUUUAAAUUCUGAGAUUACAUUCUGUGUUGUAUAUUCUUCAAGUGUUAGAAAUCUUUAUUUCAAGUCUUGUCUAGUCUUUCUUCAGACUUCUGACAAAAUCCCUGAAUUUUGAUGAUCUCAGUUUAAACAGAUUUUGUUCCUCUAAAGGCCGAGUACGCUUCAAACACAACUUUGUUCAGUGUAUUUUUCGACCACAUCUGACGGCAAACACGUUUCUAGCAGUUCUAAAUGUCCAAACUGUCACUGUCUCUUCAUGUCUGCAUCCCACUGCCUUCCUGAAUCCGACCUUGUUUCUAUUGCUUGUCUUUGUAGAUAUGAUCCAAUAAUAGCUCACACUUUUAGACAGCCUCUAUUUGAAGGCGUCUUAGGUGUUGUACACAUAUGUAACAACAACAUAUCUAUACUUUCACACCUUCACACACCUGACCAAUUGCUCCCUGAAGUGGGUCUGUUUUUAAAAAGUUACAAAAUUGGAUAUAGAGCCGUGAUUUUGCUUUCAGACAAUGGGAUCCAGAUGUUCUAUGUUCUGAAAAGCACUUUAAAGCUUACUGAGGCCUUAAUCCUGCUUUCUCCAUCCUGUACAUUUGAGCAUGCACCCACCUGAAGAUUUGUUUGUGGACAUGCAGCCAAAGUCAUUUUGUUUGCAGUGAUUUCAUCAUUAACCCUGACCUCUGCUGCCCCUUUCCCCUUAAUCAAAGGGACAUUCUUUCACUAGUGUGUUGAAUAAUGUUUUUUCUCUGUCAAUCAGCUCAUCACUUAAUCAAUUUGGUAGGUGUCUUGUUCAUGAUUAAAUCCACCUAUAAACAGAAUGAAGAUUUAAAGUUUAUAUUUUUCUCACCUCCACCAAAGAGGUUCUGUUUUCAGUGUGUUUGUUUGUCUGUCAGUAGGAAAAAUUACUGUCCUAAGAAACUAAGUGGAAGGGUGUAACAUGGGACAAGGAAGAACCCAUUACAAUGCUGAGUGUAAUACAGACGUGUAGUGUUCACAGGUAAAGGCUAAAGGGAGUCAAUGUGUGAAUGUAAUUUUCUAAGAAAUAAAGCAUUUUAAGCUAAA
Molecule: messenger RNA, 6985 nt
Organism: Larimichthys crocea (large yellow croaker)
Lineage: Eukaryota; Metazoa; Chordata; Actinopteri; Sciaenidae
Gene: ap1s1
Product: adaptor related protein complex 1 subunit sigma 1
Exons: 6
Coding region: 218-781 (187 amino acids)
Biological process (GO): intracellular protein transport; vesicle-mediated transport
Cellular component (GO): AP-1 adaptor complex; membrane coat
Molecular function (GO): clathrin-cargo adaptor activity
Source: RefSeq, a predicted model, not a curated record